Nerophis ophidion (straightnose pipefish) is the source of this 2738-nucleotide messenger RNA. Its product is annotated as major histocompatibility complex class I-related gene protein-like. Bases 126 to 998 code for a protein of 290 amino acids. NCBI's taxonomy places the organism in Eukaryota, Metazoa, Chordata, Actinopteri, Syngnathiformes, Syngnathidae. Gene Ontology annotation, cellular component: external side of plasma membrane. Gene Ontology annotation, biological process: immune response. The record is from RefSeq and is a predicted model, not a curated record. The transcript has 7 exons.
CGCUCGUUGUCGCCUUGGCGUCCAUUUCAUGUUUACUCGUCAAGCAAGUUGUCGUCGCCUUGUUUUUCUCUGAGGAUUAAAACUAGAAACUUUUUUUAUUGACUUCUGCACUUUUGUGACAUUUAAUGAUGAACUUGCUUUCCUUCUUCCUCCUAGUUGUACAAACACACAGCGUGACGCCUGUGAUUCACACGCUGCAGUAUUUCACCACUGCAUCCUCUCAAGUUCCAAACUUCCCAGAGUAUGUGGAGGUUGGUUAUGUUGAUGAAGUUGAGACGAGUUACUAUGACAGCAACAUCAGGAAAGCAGAAUCCAAACAGGACUGGAUGAAUAAAAUCACAGCAGAGGAUCCAAACUACUGCCUGAGAGAAACAGAGAUCAAUGUUGUUAGACAACAUGUCCUCAAAGACAACGUUGAAAUACUUAAGAAGCGUUUCAACCAAACUGGAGGUGUUCACACUUACCAGGAGAUGUCAGGAUGUGAAUGGAAUGAUGAGACUGAGGUUAAAGGUUGGGAGCAGCACAGUUAUGAUGGAGAAGAUUUCAUAUCGUUGGACAUGAAGACAUGGACCGCAGCAAAACAACAAGCUUUCCCCUCCAAACUCAAGUUGGACCAAGACAUAUUUCUAUUAGACAUUAAGUAUUAUUACACUGAGCUUUGUCCUUCUUACUUGAAGAAGUAUGUGGAGUAUGGGAAGAAGGUCCUAAUGAGAACAGAGCUUCCAGAGGUGUUCCUCCUCCAGAAGACGCCAUCCUUUCCGGUCAGCUGCAUGGCGACAGGUUUCUACCCCGACCGAGCCGACUUGUUUUGGAGGAAAGACGGCGAGCGGAUCUUGGAGGACGUGGAGCACGGAGAGCUGCGCCCCAACCACGACGGAACCUUCCAGAUGUCGGUGGAGCUGAAAGUGGAGGUGACGGCCGAGGUGGAGGGCAAGUACGAAUGUGUGUUCCAGCUGUCUGGCGUCAAGGAGGACCUGGUCACCAAGCUGGAGAGAUGAAGCAUCCUGAGCAACGCAAGCCAUGAAGCAGCUGUCAAACAAAUCAAUCAUACCAUACCAACAGGCAACGUGAGCGUCACUGCCACGCUGGCGGUCCUCGCUGUGGUGGUCCUCCUGGCGGCCCCCAUCAUCAUCAUCUUCAUCAUCAAGCGUCGCCGAAGCAGACAAGCCCAAUACGAUCCAGCUGCUGGUGACAGUGGUAAAGAGCUCUCAGAGAGACGUGAAGGCUGAAGGCUGAGUGACACACAGCAGUCGGCACACAGUGAGGACUUUGCUUUUUCACGCACCUCCAAAUGUUCUUCUGACUUUGUGUGAAGAUGAUGUUCACUCUGCCACAUGCUAACAUCUGCACUUGGAUUCACCUGCUUUUGUUGGGAAUGUGCUGAGUCAUCUUCUUCCUCCAGGAUGCUUUGUGCACUGGAACACAGAGAGAUGUCUCCAUCGCUGAGGGACCUCAUCACACUUGGACAUUUCUUUCACAUCUGCACAAAUUGCUCCUCAUCUUACAUGAUGUCUUCCUUGGCUGUUUGUGGCUGAGCAAAAUCCUUCAAUCUGCAUUUUCCAACAAUAUUUUGCCAGUGAAUAAUGUUGAUGUUGAUCUUUGUGUCCAUGUAGUUGUGAUGUCAUCAUUUGGGCCUCAUGUGUCAUCACAUUGACAAGGAUUUCUUCUUUCCUUUUCAAACCAAUAGACAGCUGCUUAUCAGUGAAUAUCACCUUGUGUUACAUCUCAUCAUUAUUUUUACAAAUAUUUUGGAACAAUAGUACCAUUUUUAAGUACUUUUGUAUGUUAAUGUUAAUUUUUUUUUUAUAUAACAUUUAAGAAUAAUGAUCAUGAGAACUGCUGUCCAGUUGUUAUAUCUUGUUUUCUGAUUGCAUUAGUCUCAUUUGAAAUAAAGUUGCACUUCCAAGACCAUUAGAUGGCAGCACUGUAUAACUAUUUAUGGUAUGUUGUCAAACUAGAAAGUAGCUUUUUUCCAGGAAAACAAAUUUGUUAGGUUGCGCCCUACAAAGUGUCAAUACUGUAAGAAUUGUCCUCAUAACACAAAACUGUAAAUUCUAACUAUAAUCUUAGUUGUCGUUUCCUUUACCAAAUUCCAAGGUGUGGAAAUCGCCAUGUACAACCGCUCAUGUUAAUAAUAGCCUGUCUAUGGCAAAUCCUAUGUAAAUUAGCAAUAAGCUAGAGCAUUUUGGAAGAGUGUCGCAUUACUUUGCGUUUGAGCUAUUUUUUAUUAAGCACACUGUGUUGGUGUUGAAAAUUGCAAUUUGACUUUGAGGGAGUUUGGCUGAGUCCAGCCUGAAUGCUGCUUGAGUGAUUGUUUACGUGAGCCCGUGUUUAGUCUGAAAGCAGACAUGACCAGUCUGAAACCGGACAUGACGUCACAUGCAACAAAGGUAUCGAACUAUGGCACCCUUUGAUUUUACGUGAAUUGAUAGGAACAAGGGAAUUUGGUCAUUACCCACAAAAGUACUGAAUUCGGUACCCAACCCUACUAGUUAGUGUGACACAAUAUUUUUAUGACAAGGCGUUGCAAAAUAUUUAUAUUUUUUGAAAACUUUGCUGUUUUUUCCGUUCUUUUUUGCAUUGUCAUAUUUUUGCUUGAUUGGCAAACACCCCGAUGAUGUCAUUUGGGAAGUAAACAAGGUAGGCCGUUCAUAUAUUCUUGAUAUUCAGUGUUUUAUGUGUACAAUGUUUCAUGUACAUUCUGGGUGUUUUAGUCAUUAAAAACUUGUCAAAUACAA